Molecule: messenger RNA, 1256 nt
Organism: Magallana angulata
Lineage: Eukaryota; Metazoa; Mollusca; Bivalvia; Ostreida; Ostreidae
Exons: 4
Coding region: 47-1153 (368 amino acids)
Source: RefSeq, a predicted model, not a curated record
AGGCACUUUGUUUUAUGUCUAGAAGCUGAAAACACAUUGAGAUAUCAUGCUGAAGGAACUUUGUCUGCUACUUUGCGCCACAUAUGUGGCUGCAACCUUCAGCACAGGUUACCCCUCCUAUCCCACCAAUCCAUACCAGCCCUAUCCCUCUUCUGGAGGAUCAAGAUACGUAGUUUAUCUCCAAUAUCUGUACUACCUGUACGUAACCUAUGGACCAACCUCUGUCCAGUACCGUCAGCUCUACUACUACCUGAUCCGACUCCACGUUAUUCCUUCAGGAUUCAACUUUGGGGGCUCUCCUGGUGGGUUUCCAUUAGGAGGUUCCACUGGAGGAUUCCCAAUCGGCGGUGGUAUUGGAGGACUUCCACUAGGAGGAUCUGGCUCCCCAUUGGGAGGAAGUGGAUUGGGAGGCGGAUUCCCAAUUGGAGGCGGUAGUCUUGGGAGUGGUUUACCUAUUGGAGGAUCAAGUUUCCCAAUUGGAGGCGGUAGUCCAGGAAGCAGUUUUCCAAUCGGUGGUGGAAUAAGUGGUCUUCCUAUUGGAGGAUCUGGCUUUCCAUUAGGAGGAAGUGGUUUGGGAGGCGGACUUCCAAUUGGAGGCGGUAGUUUAGGAAGUGGUUUACCAACUGGAGGACUCAGUUUCCCGAUUGGAGGUGGUAGUCCAGGAAGCAGUUUUCCAAUCGGUGGUGGAAUAAGUGGCCUUCCUAUUGGAGGAUCUGGCCUCCCAGGAAGCGGUUCAGGAGGAGGUUUCCCUAUCGGUGGUGGAAGUCUAGGAAGGGGUUUACCAGUUGGAGGAUCUAUUAUUCCGAUUGGAGGAUCAAGUUUCCCAAUCGGUGUUGGUGGGCCAGGAAGUGGCUUUCUAACUGGAGGAUCUAACUUCCCAAUUGGAGGGGGAAAUCCAGGUCUUGGCGGAUUUCCAUCAAACAGUGGUUCACUAAGCUUUUCUAGCAGCGGAUCUAGCCUCCAGUCUGGUAGCUCUGGAUUCCCAAUUUCCGGUGGAUUCCCAGGAUCAUCUGGUCUUAGUGGAUUCCCUAGCGGACUUUCUGGCCUAACUUCUGGAUUGAGUGGUUUAAGUGGUUUAACCAACGGAUUCCCAGGAAGUUUUGGUCCAAGCAGAGGUCAUGGCGGAUACAAACCCAAAGGUGGCAUCUACUAAGUUGUGGAAUUGAACUCUGACUAUCGAAGAUGGAUUUAAAAUCUAGAUUUUCUGAAAAUUGAGUGUAAUGGUUACGGAAUAAACAGCAGACACCAAUAAUCAA